This is a messenger RNA of Eremomyces bilateralis CBS 781.70, 417 nucleotides long. RefSeq names its product ER-derived vesicles protein-like protein ERV14. Gene Ontology annotation, cellular component: endoplasmic reticulum membrane; COPII-coated ER to Golgi transport vesicle. The record is from RefSeq and is a predicted model, not a curated record. Bases 1 to 417 code for a protein of 138 amino acids. Gene Ontology annotation, biological process: endoplasmic reticulum to Golgi vesicle-mediated transport. The transcript has 4 exons. Lineage: Eukaryota; Fungi; Ascomycota; Dothideomycetes; Eremomycetales; Eremomycetaceae.
AUGUCCGGAGAAGCAUGGCUGUAUCUCCUCGCCGUGCUGAUCAACGCGGUGAACCUGUUUUUGCAGGUCUUCUUCACGAUCAUGUACAGCGACUUGGAAUGUGACUAUAUCAACCCGAUCGACCUCUGCAACCGCUUGAACACGUACAUCAUCCCAGAGGCGGCCGUGCAUGCGUUUUUGACGUUCUUGUUCGUGAUCAAUGGAUACUGGCUUGCUAUCAUUCUGAACCUACCGCUACUAGCGUGGAACGCGAAGAAGAUCUUUGAGAAUUCGCACCUCCUCGACGCGACGGAGAUCUUCCGGAAGUUGAACGUGCAUAAGAAGGAAUCGUUCAUCAAACUGGGUUUCCACCUCGUCAUGUUUUUCUUCUACCUCUACUCCAUGAUCGUGGCUCUAAUCCGCGACGAGUCCCAUUAA